Messenger RNA from Ricinus communis (castor bean), 2768 nucleotides. Its product is annotated as polyadenylate-binding protein-interacting protein 7. The transcript is spliced from 7 exons. The record is from RefSeq and is a predicted model, not a curated record. The coding region runs from base 581 to 2335 and encodes 584 amino acids. Lineage: Eukaryota; Viridiplantae; Streptophyta; Magnoliopsida; Malpighiales; Euphorbiaceae.
GAGAGAGAGAGAGAGAGAGAGAGAGAGACAGAGAGGAAAGGGUAAGGGUCAAAUCGAGUGGCGAAGGGUUGGGCUUGUUGUUGUCUUCUUUUUAUAUAUAGUUUUUGUGGUUCUGGUUUCUGGUAUUACCCCUUAACCCAGAAACCCAAAAGGAAAAGAAAAUUAAAAAAAAAAAAAAAGAAAGAGAAAAUUUUCUAGAGAGGGAAACACAAACAGAAAGCUGAGGAAAAAAAGAAAAAAAAGAAAAGAGAGAUAAUACUUGAACACACGAGAAAAAGAAAGCUCGAAAAUCGAUACACCAAAAGAAAAGCUUUAACCUCUCUCUCUAUUAUCCUUUUCACUGUUUCUCUUAUCUUUCUUUUAUUUUAAGUCUUUCUCCGAUCUUUACUAUGGAUCCAUUUGAUUUGGUUCGCAAAGGGUUUUUUGUGGAUUUGCUUUCUCUAUUGGAAAUGGAGCUAAUUUAUCCAUUGGUCUUUUGUUAAAGGUUUUGGAUAAAGCGUGCUGCUGCUACAUAAGGGUUAAUUCAUGUAUCAGUGUGUUUAAUACAUGUAGAGUAUUUCUUAUUUCCAUUUUUAAAGAAAUGAGCUUAUCUAAGAAAGGGUCUCAAACCAACACCACCAAGCUAAAUAUUCCCAGCAAGGCAACUGCUUUGAAUCCAAAUGCAGCAGAAUUCGUUCCCUUUUCCCUUAGAUCGUUAUCUUCACCAUCUGGAAGUACAUCAAAUGCAGCAGCCACUACAGCAAGGUUUGCUACUUCUGGGCCUGUAGGGAAAGCAGUUCUUGAUCGAUCAGAGUCUUCUAUUUCUACUACAUCUGAUGAGGAGGCCCAUCAGUUCUGGCGCCAUCAGCUCCCUGAUGAUAUCACCCCUGACUUCAAGGUCAUGGGAGAAGAUGAAUCUCAAUCACUAGGAGGGCUCUCUUUAGCAGGCUUGUCUUUGCAUGACAGCAGUGAAGUUCCUAAGUUCCCUGCUUCUGUUGGCAGUGGAUACAUAUUAACCGAGCAACAGGAACCAUCCCCAAGGCAUAUAAAUGGUAGCAGCUUCAGUGAAAAGAUGAGAUAUGCUAUUGCUUCUUAUGGAGAAGAUCCAACUUCAGCAGCUGGUUAUUUGAAUUUGCCAACUAAACCGUGGGACAAGCAGAUUAUUAACAAUGAUCACCUUCUUGGCAAUGGUAGGGAGGUACAUCCAUACAAUGGGAAUUCAAGGCGGGGAUUUAUGAAUGAUAUGUUAGGUGAACAGGCAAUAGUUGAUGAACCUGACAUGAAUCCUUUAGACUUUUUGGCUUCACAUUUCCCUGGGUUUGCUGCUGAAAGCCUUGCGGAGGUUUACUUUGCAAAUGGAUACGACUUAAAUCUCACUAUUGAGAUGCUUACUCAGCUAGAGCUUCAAGUCGAUGGUGGUUUCAAUCAGAAUAUGAACUCAAAGGCGUUGUCAGCUCCCAAUCUUAGUGCCAUGGACUUUCCAGCGCUUCCCGUGCCAGAUAGUCAGAAUAGUCCUUCAAAAUAUUCUGGGGAUGAUAUUCAGCAAAGUGGCAAUCCUUAUCGAUCUUCUGACAAAGAGAACAUACUUUUAUUCAAAUCCAGUUCCUCCACCCCAUCUAGAGGUGGUGCAAUAGAUUUUGCUUCAGCUGUCAGGAAGUUGGCAUCUCAAGAUUCUGGCAUAUGGAAGUAUGAGAGAAAUGGUUCUGCUGAUUCCGCGGUUGGUUCAAGCAGAAGUUCUCAUGUGUUAGCUAGCUCAUAUAGCAGUGGAAACGGGAGAGGCAUUUAUUCAGAGCGGGCACAAAAUCGUGGUUCAGCUCGAGCAGCUCCUGUCUGGCUUGAAACUGGAGAAGCAGUGGCAAAUAUGUAUUCUGAGUUGCGGGAAGAAGCUCGUGAUCAUGCAAGGUUACGAAAUGCCUAUUUUGAACAGGCACGGCAAGCAUACCUCAUUGGAAAUAAGGCUCUAGCCAAAGAAUUAAGCGUGAAAGGGCAGCUGCAUAAUAUGCAUAUGAAAGCAGCUCAUGGGAAGGCUCAGGAAUCUAUAUAUCGCCUAAGGAACCCAAUUAGUUCCGAGAUGCAGGGAAAUGGGAGAGGACAUGAACGGAUGAUAGACCUUCAUGGUCUACAUGUGAGUGAAGCAAUUCAUGUGCUAAAGCAUGAACUAAGUGUUCUCAGGAGCACAGCUCGAGCUGCAGAUCAGCGGCUGCAGGUUUAUAUUUGUGUUGGGACAGGUCAUCACACAAGGGGUUCCCGAACUCCAGCAAGACUGCCAAUCGCUGUCCAGCAAUACCUGCUUGAAGAAGAGGGCCUUGAUUACACUGAACCACAGCCAGGGCUGCUACGGGUAGUGAUCUAUUGAGACAGAGACUUGACGUGAGGUAUAGGAGUUUUUUUUGACAAAUGCAAAAUCCAAGCCGUAGUCAUAAAAUCAUUCUUGUAUCUGUACAUGAGAAGAAAUGGAAGACAAAAAGUAGUUGAAAGCCUGAAAAAUGGAAAGAAAAAAAAGAGAAAAAAAUGAGGUUCUUAAAAAAAAGAAAAAUUUAGGAAAAGGAAGGGUUAAGGAAAGGAAGCAGGAAGUGUAUUAUUAAGGAAGGUUUAACCGGUUGACAUCGGCAUUACUUUCGGGAGCCAUCACGGACCCUACAUCAGCCGAUCUUUUACAACUUUUUGCAUUUUGUUAAUUUUGUACCUUAUUUUUUGUUACAUUUUCUUUCUCUCUUUUUUUUUUUUUUUUUUUAAAUUCUCAGAUGUAACUGAUAGAAUUGAAUUACAUGAUAGUACAAUUCUUCAAA